CAUUGAGAACAGUAUGUGUUAUGGGAGCUAAACUUUCAGACAAUGGCUUGGAUAUAGGCUGCAAUGCUAUGCAUCUAACCAAAAUUUUGAAUACCACCCAGAAAUAGGGAGUGUAUUCAUGGUAGAGCAGAAAGUAAGGAUGUUCUGGUCUGGAGGAGUUUGCCCAUAAAGAGGAGUACUGCAUUUAUUCCAAAGUAAGUGUAAUAAUUGUCCAUAAGGACAGAAGACUUCCUAGCUGAUCUUCACUCAUGAAAGACAAGGAUCCAGAUUGCUAGCUGUUUACUGGAAUAUUUAUAGCGUAACACUGAAAUAUGGUGAAACACAGCUGGUGGACCUGUGUUCAGCGAACCUCGUGUUUUGCCACUGUUCUGCUACAUGAUAUUGAAAUUCCUGAAAUUAUCAGAUGUGGUUGUCUCAUUGACAGCAUUGAACUGUUGAAACAGUCUGCAGAAGCUAUCAGAGAAAUUGCAAAGGAAAAAGAUCUUGCAGAUGCUUUAGAAGAAGGUGGCUGUGAUCUUGAAACUGUGAGAAACAUUAUUCAAGGAAGACAACUGCCUGCUGAUCUCAGGGCCAAAGUCUGGAAGAUUGCGCUAAAUGUUGUAGGAAAGGGGGACAGCCUAGCAUCCUGGGAUGGCUCUUUAGACCUACCUGAACAGAGUAUAAUUCAUAAGGAUUGCCAAGAGCUAAUUGACCAGUUGUCAGUGCCAGAAGAGGAGAAGUCAGUACUACUUUUGGAUAUUGAGUCUGUUAUUACUUUUUACUGUAAAUCACGCAAUGUUAAAUACAGUUCUUGUCUCGGCUGGAUUUAUCUGCUCAAACCUCUGGUGCAUCUUCAUUUGACACGCAGUGAUUUGUACAACUGCUUUUAUGCUAUCAUGAAUAAAUUCAUUCCAAGGGAUUGUUCUAUGAAGGGAAGACCAUUUCAUCUAUUUAGACUGCUUCUUCAGUAUCAUGAGCCUGAACUCUGCUCCUUUCUUGAUACUAAGAAGAUGACUCCAGACUCAUAUGCACUCAACUGGCUUGGAAGCCUCUUCUCAUAUUACUGUUCAGCAGAAGUCACUCAGGCAAUAUGGGAUGGAUAUCUACAACAAGCAGAUCCAUUCUUUAUUUAUUUCUUAAUGUUAAUUAUUCUUGUCAAUGCAAAAGACGUUAUCGUCGCACAAGAAUCAGAUAAAGAAGAAAUGAUAAAAUUCUUAGAAACUUCACCAGCCAAUCUUGAUUUAGAAGAUAUAGAAGAUCUCUUCUCUUUGGCACAAUAUUACUGUAGCAAAACUCCAGCUUCUUUCAGGAAGGACAACCACAGUCUUUUUGGCAGCAGCUUGCUGGGCCUCAAAGAGGAUGACACAGACUUGAGCCAAGCUCUCUGUCUAGCAGUUUCUGUGUCAGAAAUUCUUCAAGCAAAUCAGCAGCAAGGAGAAGGAGUAAGGUUCUUUGUAGUGGAUUGUCGUCCUGCAGAGCAAUACAAUGCUGGGCAUUUAUCAACAGCAUUUCAUUUAGACUCAGAUUUGAUGCUUCAAAACCCAUCAGAAUUUGCACAAUCUGUAAAAUCCCUAUUAGAAGCACAAAAACAAUCUAUUGAGUCUGGCUCCAUAGCUGGUGGGGAACAUCUCUGCUUCAUGGGAAGCGGCAGGGAAGAAGAAGAUAUGUAUAUGAACAUGGUGCUAGCACACUUCUUACAGAAAAAUAAGGAGUAUGUAAGCAUUGCCAAAGGAGGAUUUAUGGCCCUACAGCAGCACUUAGCAGAUAUCAAUGUGGAAGGACCAGAAAAUGGAUAUGGCCACUGGAUUGCUAGUACCUCAGGCUCAAGAAGUAGCAUAAACUCCUCUGUUGAUGGUGAUUCUCCUAAUGGUUCAAGUGAUGGAAAAGGAGUAAAGUCCCUGGUGAAUAAAAUGACAGUUGCUUUAAAGACUAAAUCUGUGAAUGUGAAAGAAAAAGUUAUCAGUUUUAUUGAAAAUACAUCUACUCCAGUGGACAGAAUACCUUUCAAUAUUCCCUGGCCAGACAGAGCAAGCCUGGAGCGACAUGUAAGCAGCAGUGACAGAGUAGGAAAACCCUACCGUGGUGUGAAACCAGUAUUCAGCAUCGGAGAUGAAGAGGAAUAUGAUACUGAUGAAAUUGAUAGCUCUUCGAUGUCAGAUGAUGAUCGAAAAGAGGUUGUCAACAUCCAAACAUGGAUAAAUAAACCUGAUGUGAAGUAUAAUUUCCCCUGUAAUGAAGUAAAAGAAAAUGGACAUAUGUUUCCCAGUCAUCUCCUAGUAACAGCAACUCAUAUGUACUGUUUGAGAGAGAUUCCAUCACGAAAGGGACUGGCGUACAUACAGUCUCGACAGGCACUCAACUCUGUAGUGAAAAUCACAUCUAAGAAGAAACAUCCAGAACUGAUCACCUUUAAAUAUGGAAAUAGCAAUACUUCAGGCAUAGAAAUUUUGGCAGUUGAAAGGUAUUUGAUUCCAAAUGCAGGUGAUGCUACCAAAGCCAUAAAACAACAGAUCAUGAAAGUAUUGGACGCCUUGGAGAGUUAAUAACUAAAGACUUUUUAGAGAAUGGUUUAUAAAGAAGCAACCAAGAUACUGUAUGUGGAUACAAGCUGACUGUUUCCCAACUGAAUACUAACUUAAGAGAAUUUUUCUGUUUGCUGAUGGGAGUGCCUGAGUAGCAGGCUUAAGAUAGGGUAAAUUAUUAUCAACUUCUGAUGGGAUUUUUAAUUUUUCAAUUAUAUUGGUUUUGUUUUCAAGAAAUGUUUAUUAUAUAGGUCAGUUUGUUUCGUUUUUAAUGCAGCUUUAAUGUGAGUCAUCUGUAUCUGCAAGAGAAAAUGCAGCUAGGCUUGCAUUAAGUGUGUUAAAGCAAAGAAGCACUGCCAGAUAGAGAGAAGCAGUUGAAAACAAUGGAUUUUAAAUUUCUGUUGCUUGAAAGUAAAAUAUCUCCAUUACAUACAGUAUAUAAAUUUGACUUAG
This is a messenger RNA of Pezoporus occidentalis (night parrot), 2954 nucleotides long. It is a transcript of the gene TBC1D23, whose product is annotated as TBC1 domain family member 23. The transcript has 20 exons. Gene Ontology annotation, cellular component: trans-Golgi network. The coding region runs from base 312 to 2522 and encodes 736 amino acids. Gene Ontology annotation, biological process: embryonic brain development; retrograde transport, endosome to Golgi. The record is from RefSeq and is a predicted model, not a curated record. NCBI's taxonomy places the organism in Eukaryota, Metazoa, Chordata, Aves, Psittaciformes, Psittacidae.